AUGGUUAAUAACUCUAGAACUAUCAAUAAUAAUAAAUUGACUGAAAGUAAAAAAGAACAAAAAGAAAAUCAGCGGAAACAAGACAUUUCAAAUGAAAUUGAUGAGGAAGAUGAUGAAUCUGACUCUGAGGAUUCAGAAUCAGAGUAUUUACUAAGUAAUACAGAUAUUACAAAGCGUUACUCUCAUCAAAACUUGAAUGUUCACUUCAACAAAGAAAAACAAUUUUCAGUUGAAUCUUCAAUCCACUCGUGGAUAAUUGACUUAAGUGAUUGGAAAAUCAAACAGUUGUUCACUGAUGAUGAUUGGUGUAAAAUUACAGAGGAGUCUAAUGUAUUACAAAGACCAGAUGAAAAUCUCAAAUUGCAAUAUUCAAGGGUUACAAAUCGUCAGAUUCGUCAAGUAUUGUUGUAUCAAGAAGAAAAAUUGAAAAUGAACCUGAAGGAAAGGGCAAAAUUAGGACGUCGGCUUGACGGAAUUUUACGAACUUAUAAUGACAAUGUAGAGUAUGAGACGAUAGAGGAAUACAUAUCUCAAAGGAGAAGAUCUUAUCAAAAUCCUGAUACAAAUAAAAAAUAUAAAGAAUUUUUUCAUGGUCUUAUUAACACACAACCUUAUUUAAUGGUCAUGAAAUGUAUUGAGAUCAUAGAUGAGAAAUUGCCAGAUUUAACUGAGGAGGAAUUCAUACAAGAGAUAAUAAACGGUGGCAAAUGA
Funneliformis mosseae is the source of this 711-nucleotide messenger RNA. NCBI's taxonomy places the organism in Eukaryota, Fungi, Glomeromycota, Glomeromycetes, Glomerales, Glomeraceae. The record is from the annotation of a GenBank genome assembly.